Molecule: messenger RNA, 3833 nt
Organism: Syngnathus typhle (broad-nosed pipefish)
Lineage: Eukaryota; Metazoa; Chordata; Actinopteri; Syngnathiformes; Syngnathidae
Gene: farp2
Product: FERM, RhoGEF and pleckstrin domain protein 2
Exons: 27
Coding region: 163-3357 (1064 amino acids)
Cellular component (GO): cytoskeleton
Molecular function (GO): guanyl-nucleotide exchange factor activity; cytoskeletal protein binding
Source: RefSeq, a predicted model, not a curated record
CGGGUUAGUACACUGCAGCCAAUCAGAAAGCGGCGUCGGGUGCGCACUUACUUUGGACGACGGGCCUGGGGCCAUGGAGCGACGAGUUGUCCCCUGAUCCCAAACUUUUUGCAGCCUUCUCUCGACACCAACCCAUUGGGUGCUGCUCUUUUGGGCGCAGUCAUGGGGGACAUCGAGGGAUCCUACCGGGUCCUGCAGACCCCGGGCACAAGACUGGGUGCCCAAUUCAACGCAGGCAUCAGCACACUGGAGCCUGGCCAGAGCCUCAGUACCAACGUGGUGGUGGUAGGAGGCUCCCCCACCGCCAAGGGUCUCGGUCGGGGGCUUCAGGUCCGCGUUCAGGGUCUGGACGAGUCCCAGGAGUUCUUCGAUCUAGACCCGAGAGCUUUAGGGCAGGAUCUUCUCUCGGAGGUGUUCCUCCGAGGCAACCUCAUUGAGAGUGAUUACUUUGGGCUGGAGUUUCAGAACAUGCAGAUGAGCUGGUUUUGGCUGGAGCCCACCAAGCUCAUUGUGAAGCAAGUCCGAAGACCGGCAAAUUCUCUGUUUAGACUGGCUGUGAAAUUCUUCCCCCCAGACCCCGGUCAGCUGCAGGAGGAGUUCACCAGGUACUUGUUCUCCCUGCAGAUGAAAAGGGAUUUGAUGGAGGGACGCUUGAUCUGCACAGAAAACACCGGAGCCCUCAUCGCCUCUCACCUCGUCCAAUCCGAGAUCGGCGACUACGACGCGGCCGCCGACCGAGACUUCCUGAUGAAUAAUAAGCUGUUGCCGUACCAAGAGAAGGUCCUGGAGGCCAUUGUGGACUUCCACCGCAGACACUUUGGCCAGACCCCCGCCGAAUCCGACUUCCAAAUCUUAGAGAUUGCCCGCAAGUUGGAGAUGUACGGCGUGCGCUUCCACCCGGCGGCCGACCGGGAAGGCACCAAGAUUAACCUGGCCGUGGCUCACAUGGGCCUUCAGGUGUUUCAGGGCCACACCAAAAUAAACACCUUCAAUUGGUCCAAGAUUCGCAAGCUGAGCUUCAAGAGGAAGCGCUUUCUGAUCAAGCUCCACCCGGAGGUUCACGGCCCACAUCAAGACACUCUGGAGUUCAUGAUGGGCAGCAGGGACCAGUGCAAGGUCUUCUGGAAGAUCUGCGUGGAGUAUCACUCCUUUUUCCGUCUCUUUGACCAACCCCAACCAAAACCCAAGACCCUACUUUUCACCAGAGGCUCUUCUUUCCGAUACAGUGGGCGCACGCAGAAGCAGCUUGUGGAGUACGUGAGGGAAAACGGAGCCAAGAGGACACCGUAUCAGAGGAGGAACAGUCGAGUCCAAACGUCAUCUCGCUCUCUUACCAUAGAUGUGCCAAAACAGAGCUUGUCGUUCAACGAGCGUCUCCGGACGCCGUGCUCGCCUCCUUCGUCCUCGCUGUCCUUCCACUCGCCGCACGUCACCGGCCCGCGCAAAGACCACCACCUGGCUCAGCAGCAGCCGCCUUCGCCCGCCAUGCCGUCCUCGCCGGCGUCCCCUCAGCAGCCGCCUCACAUCCCCCCGAAGGAAGGAGUCGUCAACGGCGCCAAUUCCCCGACUCACUGCUCUUUCCCAGACAUGCCGUCGGACAGCCCCCGUCUGUUCCCCUCGGACGCCGCCGGCCCACUUUGCCUGUCACCCUCCUUCCAGAUGUCCACACUGAGCUUACCUGGCCAGGCCGCCACCAACAACGUCUCCUCGCCUCUGCAAAGCCCCGUCCUGAGCGAGGUGGGCAGCAAUGCCAGACUAGAGGAGGAGGAGGAGGGCAGGAGGAAGAGGUAUCCCGCUGACAAGGCCUACUUCAUUGCCAAAGAGAUUUUGACCACAGAGAGAACCUACCUGAAGGACUUGGAAGUCAUCACUGUGUGGUUCCGCAGUGCCGUGAUCAAGGAGAACGCCAUGCCGGAUGGCCUGAUGACGCUGCUCUUCUCCAACAUCGACCCUAUUUACGAGUUCCACCGCGGCUUCCUCAAGGAGCUGGAUCAGCGGCUGGCUCUCUGGGAAGGCCGCUCAAAUGCUCACGUCAAAGGUGACUACCAGAGGAUUGGUGAUGUGAUGCUGAAGAAUAUGUCCGCUCUCAAAGGCUUCAGCAGCUACCUGCGGAAGCACGACGAGGUAUUAACAGAACUGGAGAAGGCCAGCAAGCGGUUGAAGAAGCUGGAGACGGUUUACAAGGAGUUUGAGCUGCAGAAGGUGUGUUACCUGCCACUCAACACCUUCCUCCUCAAGCCCAUCCAGCGCCUCAUGCACUACAAGCUCAUCCUGGAGCGCCUGUGCAAGCACUACGGGUCCGCCCACCGCCACCACACCGACUGCAAAGAGGCUCUGAAGGAGGUGGCGGAAAUCACAGCACAACUUCAGAGCAGCCUCAUCCGCCUGGAGAACUUCCAGAAGCUCACCGAGCUGCAGCGAGACCUCAUCGGGAUCGACAACUUGACAGCACCCGGGAGGGAGUUCAUACGGGAGGGCUGCCUGUACAAGCUGACUAAGAAGGGACUGCAGCAAAGAAUGUUCUUCCUGUUCUCAGACAUGCUCCUCUACACCAGCAAAGGCGUCACGGCAACCAACCAGUUCAAAGUGCACGGACAGCUGCCCCUCCAUGGCAUGAUUGUGGAGGAGAGUGAGAAGGAGUGGACAGUGCCUCACUGCUUCACCAUCUACUCUGCAAACAGGACCAUUGUGGUAGCAGCCAGCUCCAAAGUGGAGAUGAACAAAUGGAUCGAAGAUCUCAACAUGGCCAUCGACUCGGCAAAGAAGUCUCAGGAGAAGCCCAGCGUCUUCUUGGACGGAGGCCUCGCCGAUCACUCCAAUCGCUCUUCGGACGAGGUUUCUCUGGAGCAGGAGUCCGAAGACGACAUGAACUCGUCGCACACGUCUCUGGACAAGCAGACCCACCACCGCGCCAACACCACCAUGCACGUGUGCUGGCACCGCAACACCAGCGUGUCCAUGUCAGACCAUAGCCUGGCUGUGGAGAACCAGCUAUCGGGCUACCUCCUGAGGAAAUUUAAGAACAGCAACGGCUGGCAGAAACUCUGGGUGGUUUUCACCAACUUCUGCUUGUUCUUCUACAAGACACACCAGGAUGACUUCCCGCUGGCGAGCCUACCACUGCUGGGCUAUACGGUGAGCACGCCGGAGGAGGCGGACGCCAUUCACAAAGAUUACGUCUUCAAGCUGCAGUUCAAAUCGCACGUCUACUUUUUCCGGGCCGAGAGCGAAUACACCUUUGAGAGGUGGAUGGAGGUGAUCAAGAGCGCAGCUAGCGCCACGGGCCGUGUGAGCCUGCUGGUCCCAGCCAAAGGAGAUGGCGAAGAAGACCUCUCCGCCAAGAUGAACGGAAGCUGACAUGGAGGAGUCCAUGUCUGCAUGCCUUCUUUCAUUAACCACCUUAACAUUGAUUUCUGCACGGAGGCUCUUUUCAAGUUUUACAGGACCAACAUAGCAAAGAGGGCGUAGCAGGUCUAAUUUUGGUGGAGCCAAGGUGUGAAGAUGAUGAUGACGACGACGAGGACGAUGAUGAGGAAAGUUCCUGGAAGUGCACACGAAAGACUUGAGUGCGUCGGUGCUGCUGUUCGUGCUGGCGUUGAAUCAGUAUUUGUUAUUAACCAAGGCUGGUCCCUACUAAGAUGGAUGUUCUUAAACCAUUCAUGCCAUUUUAUGUUGUCUGUAACAAGAGAGGCCGUCUUUAGUGUCUGUCACAUGGCGCUAAGGUCUAGUCAUCUAUUUAUUGUGUAGUGUGCGUGCGUGCAGGGAGCCUGUUUUAGUUUUAUCAUUGAUUCUUUUUAAAACGCUGUCAAUUAAAACGAUCAUUUCAGACUACA